UUUGCGCGAGUCAGUCUUGCAGAGAAAGUCGAGCGUAGUUUCCUCUUGUGCGCGCGGGUUACCAGCGCUGCUCAGCUGUUCCUACCCCCUUCCUUGUCCAAGCGGGCGCUUUCCUCUCGGUGCAAAUCGUCUGGUGUGGCCGCUCUUCCUUAGCGAGGCCAGCCCGUUCCUCCUUUCCGGCUCUGCCCCCCUGUGCUCAGAUACAAAGGACGUUGGGUCAGCCUCUUUGUUAAGACUUCAUGUCUGUAUUUUUCCCCAUUCACUGCUCUGAUUAUCUGAGAUCAGCUGACAUGACUGAGGUGAUGAGCGCUCCAUCUAUGGACGAGAUUGGCUUAAGCCCCCGCAAGGAUGGCCUGUCAUACCAGAUUUUCCCUGACCCUUCAGACUACGAUCGUUAUUGCAAGCUGAAGGACCGUCUGCCUUCCAUUGUAGUCGAGCCAACAGAAGGAGAUGUCGAGAGCGGAGAGCUAAGAUGGCCGCCUGAGGAGUUCCUGGUCCAGGAACAAGAGGAAGAAAACUGUGACGAAGCAAAGAAAGAGAGCAAGGAGCAAUAGAGUCUUCUGUACGACUUAAGAUGCCAUGUCAUCUUGAAGGGGGGAAGAGAACCACAACUGUUUUGAAAAGUCUUUUUUUCUACAAAAGACAUUCAAAUUUUGCACCUGCAAAAAGAUCUUAGUUUUUUCAUAUUCUCUAUUGAGAACUGAAGCGCUUGACAUGACAAUCUCCAAAUGAAAGCAAGGAAGGCAGUUGUGCCGUAGUGGAAGGGGGACGGCUGCUCUUCUCAAGAUGGCUGUUGAAUUUUGUUAAGGUUAUCUGGGGGUAGCCGUGAAAUUGCAGGGCGCUUUGGUGGAGGAUCAGACGGGCAGGAAACACGCUUUUUUUCUGAAGUGUGUGGGGUGGAAGAAAUGACUGCAGAUGUGUAAAAUGCAGCUGCCUCUGGCUAUAAAAGCAUGAGACUAGUAUUCAUCUCUCAAAACUUUGCCUUCUUAUAGUGCUUUGGUUUUUGGUUUUUUGGUGUGUAUGUGUGUGUGUGUGUGUUGUGGGUUGAGAGGUAUGAAUACAUGCCACUGAAAUGCUCCGAUGACAGUAGAGUAUGGCAGGUCUUUCCUGCUGAACACCAUCGAGGAGCAACGGAUCAAUAACGUUACCCCGUUCAGUAUCUUUUCUUUCUUAAGUCGCACACCUUGUUGGGAAUGUUGGUGCUUGGCACUUGCUAGCCCAGCCCGUUGCAGACAAAAGCCAUCUUCGCCUUCUCACCCCCCCCCCCAGCCCCCUCUUAAAAUAUGCAUUUAAAUUCUAACCCGAAUGGGUCUUGUGACCGUGAUAAAGGUAUUGACUGACUUACAUUUAAAUCUUACAGCGGUGAAUCUUCUUUUCAUUGGCACAGUGCUGAUGACUUUACAAAAUGAUCCUUUGCCACUUUUCUGCAAUAGCUUUGUUUAUCCUGCACAUGGUAACGAAACAGGUUGAGUUUGAUUUCCCUUUCUUUUUUUCAAAAACAAAACAAAACAAACUUCAAUAGAUUUUUGCCAUAAAAUUAUUUUCCGGGCACCAAAGCUGCUGUUAAGUCUCCCAUCCAGAAGUACAUCUAGUUGGGUAUGAGAUACCAGCUUUUCUAGUGGCAUUGAGGGAUGUGUGUAGUUUAACCAUUUGCAAAAGCUGGAUGAAGAGCUCACUUUAUGACAGUGCAUAAUCUAACUUUGUCCAACAGAUGCAGUGAACCCUAACAGAGCUUUGGAGAUGAUCUGAAGUUUUAACAGAAGUAAUUGAAGGAAAGCAGGUCUUCUCUUCAAAGAAAAAAAAAGUAUUAUGGUCUCUCAGUAUUCUGGAGAAGAUAAUAUGCUUUUUGAACAUAUCUAUGAGAUUUUAUUGAUAGGCAGAAGCUUGUUCCCAAGAUCUAAAUUCCUAGCAACAGCUGCCGAUAUUUUUGUCCGAUCUAUCCUCUUAGGAUGUGGAGAACAAAUUGCAGGAUAAGCUAAACUUGCUGCUUUCUAAGAAAGCAGAAGUCUUGACCACUUGAUGGAAGUCCUUCCUGAGACUUCACAGUAUAAAAGGACCACUCUUGAGAAAUGAAAAGCCAAUUGUUUCCAUGUUUAAUUCUGGAGACACUAAAAAGAUGUAAUAAAUGCGCAUCAUGGCCUUAACAAGAUGUUCAAAACAACCCCUAGUCUCGCACGUCCCUUGUUUAUCGCCUCCCUUCCUUCUUUCUUAAAAAAUCUGUUGGGACUUUGUGUAUAUAUUUGUAUUUGAUACCUCAUGAGUAGUAAAAACGCUGGUAAGGAGUUAGGGAAUUUGCUUGUUUAAAAUCAGCAGGAUUAAUCCCUCCCACCCCCAGUCUUUGUCUUGCUUGUGUUUUCAACAUAAUGGCAAUAACUUUUUAACAGCUGUGAGUCAUAGUUACAUGUGGGCGUGAGGUUGCCUGAGUGUUUUUUAUUAUUGUUGUUGUUGUUAUUAUUAUUAUUUUAAGCAUAAUAUAGGGAUGUAGUUGGUGUUCCUCUGUAUUCUUUUGGCAGCCAAGAACUUGUCACACAUGUACUACCUAUCUUGGUUAACAGUUUUGUCAUCGCUGAAACCUGUCUUGCAUCAUUUCCUAGUCCAAGGUUGCUUUAAAACCAAUGGAUCCAGAUGUUUUUCGGUCUUGUAUGCUGGACAUCUGUUCUCGUCUUGCUGUUCAGUAGAAUGAGCUGUGAUACCUGCACACCAGCCUGAACUCCCUAGUUUUAUCUCCAAAAAGUUAUUUCUCGUUUUGUUUGCAGAUUUUGGUCCCAAGUUUUGAAGCUGUCAAAUGUAAACCACUCAAGAUGAGCAAAAAUCCUUAAUGCUUAAAAGAUCAGAGUGGAAAUGCUGUUUGUCUUUAAAUAUUAGCAUAUCCUUUUUGCGCCUCUCUUUUUUUAAUUGUUGCUUGUAUUUCUGUCAUUUUUGAAUGUGUCUGAAGAACAAAGCACUCCAGUUGAAUUUCUCCUGUUGUAUAUUACAUUCUAUAUUUCUGUAAAGUUCUUUUUUGAGCCUCAGGGAAAAAAAGCUUGCAUUUUUUUCAGACUACUUUUGUCACUGUGACAGUUGUAAAUAAAGUUUGAAAAUGCUUUCCAAA
This is a messenger RNA of Podarcis muralis (Common wall lizard), 3091 nucleotides long. RefSeq names its product LBH regulator of Wnt signaling pathway (gene LBH). Lineage: Eukaryota; Metazoa; Chordata; Lepidosauria; Squamata; Lacertidae. The record is from RefSeq and is a predicted model, not a curated record. Gene Ontology annotation, cellular component: nucleus. Gene Ontology annotation, biological process: positive regulation of DNA-templated transcription.